This is a messenger RNA of Trichoplax adhaerens, 3375 nucleotides long. RefSeq lists its product as uncharacterized. Gene Ontology annotation, biological process: phosphatidylinositol-mediated signaling; lipid metabolic process. The transcript is spliced from 33 exons. Gene Ontology annotation, molecular function: calcium ion binding; phosphatidylinositol-4,5-bisphosphate phospholipase C activity. The coding region runs from base 1 to 3375 and encodes 1124 amino acids. The record is from RefSeq and is a predicted model, not a curated record. Lineage: Eukaryota; Metazoa; Placozoa; Uniplacotomia; Trichoplacea; Trichoplacidae.
AUGGCAAUCGAAAUAGAUCAAACCGGCAGCAUUAGUGAAAUUUGGAGUAAAAGUGAUCUGCAAAGGUGGGAUAAUGCAGUGGCGCACGUUUGCACAUUAAAAGUGAAUACGAAAGGCAAUGUUCUUUAUUGGCGAGGCCAAGAUACAAAGUACAGUGGCAACAAACAUAGAGGCACACUGAUCUAUCCAGUAUGGCCAUUUCUUAAUUAUAAUGAUCAGUCCAAUGGCAGAUUGCAUCAAGUUUUGACUGAUGCUCAAUAUCUCAAGUAUUUGAGCAGCAUCGUGAAGUACACUGCUCGAAGUGAUGGUGAUUCCGAUUGCCUAGAAAUCAACAUUAUAAAAGAUGUUAGGACUGGUCGUGCUGCUCGAUUACCAAAGGAUUCCAAAUUAAGAAAUUCACUCGAUAUGGGUGGUAAUAAUGAGGAAUCACUGGAAGAUAAAUCGGUUACUGUAGUUUACGGAUACAAUAUGGUAGAUAUCUUUUUCAUUACCUUCGUAUCAAAUUCUGCUAAAGUCGCUAAGGAUUGGACAACCAAUCUGUUCGCGUUAUGCCAUAACUUAUUAGCUCUGAACGCACCGCCAAUAUCGGUUCUGGAAGUUCAAUACAACAAAUUAGUCUGCAAAACUGUCGGUGAAGGGAAAAUAUCCGUCAAAGACUUUGCUAAAAUUUAUUGUAACCACAAAGAUGAUAAAAAACGAGUUACAGACGCCUUGGCAGCUGUUGGAUUACCUUCCAAUAUAAAGACUAUCGUUGAUGUAGUUACGCUAAUUUUAAAAUAUUACAAAUUUCAUUGCAGUGGAGCGAAAAAGAAACCUUAUUUGACGUUGCAGCAAUUCGUUGACUUUUUGAAUAAAGACCAGCGUGAUCCAAGACUUAACGAGAUUAUAUAUCCCUACGUAGAUGAAAAACGAGGACAAGAGAUAAUUUCCAAGUUUGAAACAAAAAAGGAAUUCUAUAGCAAAGGUCAAUUAUCUCUGGAUGGAUUUACGCGUUAUUUAAUGAGUGAAGAUAAUGCAAUAAUUCCACUUGAAUCAUUAGACAUCUAUCAAGAUCCCAAUCAACCCUUGUCUAGCUAUUUCAUCAAUUCAUCACAUAAUACCUAUCUGUCAGGUCACCAAUUUACGGGUAAAUCUUCCGUUGAAAUGUAUCGACAAGUCCUAAUAGCUGGUUGUCGUUGCAUAGAAUUAGAUUGCUGGGAUGGCAAAGGAGACGACCAGGAGCCAAUUAUUACCCACGGAUUUACGAUGUGUACAGAUAUCUCAUUUAAGGAUGUAAUGUACGCAAUUGCUGACUCUGCAUUUAAAACGUCUGAUUACCCAGUAAUAUUAUCGUUCGAAAAUCAUUGCACUACUAAACAGCAACAAAAGCUCGCUCAGUAUUGUAAAACAAUCUUUGGUGAUAUGCUCCUGAAUAAAAUCCUCGAUGACUAUCCGCUCGAACCUGGAAAACCACUACCACCACCGAGUGCUUUAUAUCGAAAAAUAAUUAUCAAAAAUAAAAAAUUAACAGAAGAUAUGGUAGCUUAUGUCGAAAAACAACCUUCUGUUGAUGUACCAGAUCAACAGCAACAAUCGAAUGAAGCUGCCAACGCAGCUGAUACGGAUAAACCUCAAGCUCCUCCUGCUACAACAUCUGCAGAAAAUGAUGGAAAUCCUGAAGAAGAAACCGAUGGUGAAUCAGAAGCUGAAGAAGAGGCUCCAGUCAAUCAGCAAGUUACUCGAAUGAAACAAAAGAAAGUGAAGAAAAAACGAAACGAUGAGAAUACUUGCUGCAAAGAAUUAUCUGAUCUAGUUAAUUACGUAACACCUGUGCACUUUCCGGGCUUUGAAAAAGCUGAUAAUCUUCCUAUGCAACUUAACAAUGGAAAAUUUGAAUUUAAUGGUCGAUGCGGGUUCCUAUUAAAGCCAGACUUUAUGCGAAAGAAAGAUCGAAAUUUUGAUCCGUUUGCAGAAUCGACAGUGGAUGGGAUAGUGGCUGGUAAACUUUCCAUCAAGAUUCUCUCGGGACAGUUGUUAACAGAAAAGCGAAUUGGUACUUACAUUGAAGUAGAAAUGUACGGACUACCUGUUGAUACAGUCAGAAAGCGGUACAGGACGAAAUUAGUACCUAAUAAUGGUAUUAAUCCUUUCUAUGAUGAAGAACCAUUCGUGUUCAAAAAGAUUGUUUUACCGCAACUUGCUUUGCUUAAAAUUGGUAUUCACGAAGAAAGCGGUAAACUUAUAGGUCAGCGUGUUUUACCAGUAGAAGUCCUAAGAGCAGGCUAUCGACAAAUUCAGUUGCGUUCAGAAUCGAAUAUGUUAGUAAACGCAGCUACAAUUUUUGUCAAGAUUGAUGUCAAUGAUUACGUUCCGGGAGGUCUAGCUGACUUUGCUGCCGCUUUGGCUGAUCCUAUUAACUUCCAAUCCGCAGUUGAAAAAAGGACAGAACAAUUGGCUGAGUUAAUGGACGAAGACGAUGCGCAGGGGGAGACAAAUAACGGGAAAUCAUCAGUAAAACAAGAUUCUCAAAGCAAAUUUAAUCCUCCACACAAUCCUCCUCAAUCUCGAAAUCCGGUUACGCCUCAUUCGCAUGAUAAGACGAAUCCUCCCCAACCGGUGCCAAAGAAAAUCAGCAGUGAUGGCAAUGGUACUAAGAUUCAAGGCCAAACUAAUCAUGUUGAGCCAGAACCAACUAUGGAAAGAAACUAUGAUUUAGUAGUGGUUGAAAAUAAAAAAACUUUCAAAAAGCAACAGUCCCUUAAUGAACAAGAAGCAAGAGCUGUGAUGAAAAAGCAUUUAAAAUCUAAAUCAACGUUAGCAAAAGUACACAACGAAAAUUUGAGUAAAUUACGCCAAAAUGAAUCGCCAAUUUCUCCUAAGAACAAUAAACCUACUGGUUCUCAGGUCAAUAAUAUUACGUGGUUGGAAAAUGAACAAAAAUCAGAAAUGCAGAAACUUUUGCUUUGUCAAGUUGAAGCAUUUUACGAAUUAAGAAUGAAGCACUUAAAAACUGAAUUCGAUAUUAAGGAGAAAUUGCUAGAGAAAUAUGAAAUUUCAAGCAAAAAAAAGUUACAGCAAGCUCACGAAAAGGAGGAAUGUAGCAUGAAAAAAUAUUUGGCGGUUAGAACUAAAGAAGAAAUUAAAACUGUCUCCAAAACUACUACUGAUAAACAUGAGCUUCGAAGCUUGAAAAGUGAAGUGAGACGUAAAAUGGUAGAAGACGCGGUCCAAGAAACACACAAGCUAAAGAAUAAGCAAGAAAAGGAAAUUGCAGAUUUAGAAAGUAGAUUUCAAGAACUUGCAGAAGAGCUUGGUAAUGAAAGGAAAAAGGAAGAGAAAUCUAUUAAAGACGAGUAUGAAACGCAGCGUCAAGAAAUCAUUCGUGAUGAAGGUUGA